AUGAACUCUAUGAAGGAUCCAUUGAAUUUGGACCAUCACCACCACCACCACCUAACCGGGACUAAACUCUCCUCCACGCACCACACGGUACUAGCAAUGGCCUCUAGUCUGCAGCCGUUGCAGCGGUCUGUGGACUCCAAACACCGGUUAGAGGUGCACACAGUAUCAGACACCUCCAGUCCGGAGUCCGUAGGUAAGAAUCACCCCGUGGUGCAGAGUACUGUCAGCACAUGGCUUUGAGAGGAGGGAUGGCCGUUUUUCUGUUGAUAGGAAACAUAAGAUGUCUCCCUACAGCCUCUCUCAACAAAGGCAGUUUGAGACCGAGGACGUUAUUAUUUUAUGUCUGCAAAUAGUUAAGCUAUUGGACAGACAGAGGAUUACUCUCUUUUUGACUAUGCAGAUAUUGUGAUUGCGCCAGUAAUUGGUUCCAUAAGUUUCAGGGAACUUGUUGUUACUUUCCUAACCACCUUUGACUCCGGUGAAGUUAUAUAUCUUUUUCUCAUAAUGUGUAAUGUAUUUACGCAUAUUUUCAUAAGUGUAAUAAUUAUAAUCAGACAUUUACAUUGUUUAAAUGUAAACCUAUAUUCGAUGAAUUACAAAAUGUAUAAACGUUUUGAAAUACCAUUUGUAUAGUAUUACCAUUGUGCAAAUAAAACAAAACAAUCAAUUUCAUGCUGACAUUGUUUUGUAGUCACGUUGUAGGCUAUAUUAACUAAUUUGCAUGUAGCCUACAUGCUUCAAAUAAGGAAUCGUUACAGUAUUAGUAGUUUUACCAUGAGAGUAACAUUUGAUCCAAAGGUUUUUAAAUGGGUUCCAAUUUUACGAGGAUACCUCUUAUAAUACCACCCAGAAUAGGCUACUUCAUGCCUUUGACCAACCCGACGAUGACUGAUGUAGUAUUUGUUUAAUGUCUCCACAGAGAAAGACUCAAAGGGCCAGAGCAAAACUGACGACUCUUCAGAUGAUCCUUCUAAAAAGAAGCGACAGCGGCGACAGAGGACUCACUUCACAAGCCAGCAGCUACAGGAACUGGAGGCCACGUUCCAGAGGAAUCGCUAUCCGGACAUGUCUACAAGAGAGGAGAUAGCGGUGUGGACCAACCUCACAGAGGCCCGCGUCAGGGUAAGGCCCUUAAGAAAAAACAAACACCAUUCAUGUGUAUAAUUUCGGGUGAUUUGUGCCACUCAUAUAUGGAGCUGAGGCAAGGAUGUGUAUUAUUUCGCAGGGAAUUUAGGCACGCAUAAUUACGCACUGCCAAAACAUGUUGUCUUAGGGAAAUAAAGUUGCAUUCAUAAUAUCCUUGGUAGUUAAUAGGCUGCCUAAAAAACAAAUACUCAGACAGGUUAUUCUUUACAAUUAUAUGAGUCAAUUAACAAGUCACAAAAUAGUAAAAUACCAUACAUUAGAUGGCUACGCCUAUAAUGUAUUGUUUUUUUAGAAAAUCUAUAAUGAUAGGCCAUCCACCUACUUUACGCAUAUAUUUUUCCAUGUAAAACUGUCAAUAUCUCUGCAGUGGAUUAAAUGGGAAUGGAUUAAAUAUACACAUUUCCUAUAUUUAGGCUAUAAUAUCACAGUAUUGUAGGAUAUCUGACAUUGCUGAUAACUACAUAAUUAGGUUGUUAUUAGUUGUUUUAGAAAACAAAGCAUAAUUACAGGCUAAUAAACGUGUUAGCUGUUAGGACUAUUAACAUUCACCGCUGACAGAUACCAAUCUUGUUACUAUGUUCGUGUGAAUGAGGUGCAACGCUUGUAUUUUGCGUUUGUCACUCUCGUGUUGUAUAAUAACGUCUUUGUCUCAGUAUAUGGAGGAAUACACAUCUUCAGACACCACAUUAAGAUGGUCCAACGACAGUUAGGAACGCUGUAUGUGUAUUGGGAUUCUAUUGGAAUCAGGGCAGAAUGCUCUGCAUGAGAGAAAGUGACUCAAUUAGGCCUUGUAGAGUUGCAAUCCAACAUAUGAUUGUAUAUGCUUUUCAAGCAAUACCUUGUUUUGAUUAUGUAAAUUAUUAAAAGUUUGAGAAUAACUCGUUAAAGAUUUUUGGCAUAUCCUGUGUUAACAAUUUUAGUUGUAUAUUUAUAUAUUUUUUGCAUAUUUAUAAGGUCGAGAUUUGUCAUUUGUGAGAAAUUAAUUUAAUUGAUUUACAGUCUGAUUUUGACUUAAGACACAUCUGAAGGCCACACAUGAAUACCACAUCUGGUUCCUUGCAGACCAAUUAGGCUACCCAUCAAUUACAUUUUUGUAAAUUGCACAGGAUAGCCAACAAGUCCUAAAAUACUUACGUUGGCCUGUUGGCUAUAAAAUAAAGCGCAUGGGGUCUACAUAUUGCAUUAAUAGCCUAUUAUCAAAUUCUGAACUCAUAUUUUUCUUUGUCGUAGGUGUGGUUCAAGAACCGGCGAGCAAAAUGGAGGAAAAGGGAAAGAAACCAACAAGCCGAGCUAUGCAAGAACGGCUUCGGUCCUCAGUUCAAUGGACUUAUGCAGCCCUAUGAAGACAUGUACCCCAGCUACACAUACAACAACUGGGCGGCCAAAGGGCUAACUUCGGCCUCCUUGUCCACCAAAAGCUUCCCUUUUUUCAAUUCCAUGAACGUCAACCCUUUGUCAUCGCAGACGAUGUUCUCGCCGCCGAACUCCAUCUCUUCAAUGAGCAUGACCUCCAGUAUGGUGCCGUCCUCGGUUACUGGCGUACCCGGUUCGAGCCUCAACAGCCUCAAUAACUUAAACAACCUUAGCAACCCCUCUCUGAAUUCGGGAGUUCCCACGCCAACCUGCCCGUACGCCCCGCCGACCCCUCCUUAUGUGUACAGGGACACUUGUAACUCCAGUCUGGCUAGCCUGAGACUGAAAGCCAAGCAGCACUCGAGUUUUGGAUACACCAGUGUUCAGAAUCCAGUCUCAAAUCUGAGCGCGUGCCAGUACGCCGUGGAUAGACCAGUGUAA
This is a messenger RNA of Coregonus sp. 'balchen', 2940 nucleotides long. Lineage: Eukaryota; Metazoa; Chordata; Actinopteri; Salmoniformes; Salmonidae. The record is from the annotation of a GenBank genome assembly.